Molecule: messenger RNA, 2029 nt
Organism: Cuculus canorus (common cuckoo)
Lineage: Eukaryota; Metazoa; Chordata; Aves; Cuculiformes; Cuculidae
Gene: MPL
Product: MPL proto-oncogene, thrombopoietin receptor
Exons: 12
Coding region: 24-1991 (655 amino acids)
Biological process (GO): hemopoiesis; cytokine-mediated signaling pathway; positive regulation of cell population proliferation
Cellular component (GO): external side of plasma membrane
Molecular function (GO): cytokine receptor activity; protein binding
Source: RefSeq, a predicted model, not a curated record
UUGGGCACGGGGAAGUGCAGGCGAUGGGGUGGGGGGAGCCUCCAGCCAGGCUUCCUGAGCUGCACAGCCACCACUUCCCAGAUAAAGGUGUCACCCGGCAGAGCCACAGCAGCUCCCAGGGCGCUGGGAAGGGCCAAGCACAGCACACACAGCCCCGGUACACGGGUUGCAGGAUGGCAGCCUGUCUGCACCAGGGCUGGCUGCUCUCGCUGCUCCCUGCUGUCCUGCUCAGCUUCCACAGCCCGUUGUCAACUCCUGAGCCAGUGACACCCCAAGAUGCUGCGCUGCUGGCAGGGGUGCCUGAGGACAUCCUCUGUUUCUCCCGCACCUUUGAGGACCUCACCUGCUUCUGGGAUGAUGAUGAGGAGGAGGCAACAAGCAGGAUGUGCCACUUCUACUACUGGUACAGCAGAGACGUGCCCAAGGCCUGUGUGGUCUCCACGUGGCACCAUAGGGCCAUUGGGAAGCGGCAUGUCUGCAUCUUCCCCGUCCAGGAUGUACGACUCUUUAUCCAGCUCCACCUCCGCGUUCUGGAUGCCACCACCAACCAGACCAAGUACUGGCGGGAGCUCAGCGUGGAUGCAGUGGGUCUCAUUGCUCCCCCAACAAACAUCACAGCCCGCUGGGCUGGGGCUGCGGGGCAGCUCUACGUGUCGUGGCAGCCUCCGCUCGUUGACUACCUGAACUUCUUCCUCUACGAGGUGCAGCGCUGCCCUGCCAGCUCCCCAGAGAUGCCCUGCAGCACCACGCUGGACCCCAGCGGGCAGCACCCUGGGGACUCCUCCAGGCAGCCGGGCAUCAGCACCCAGGCACCCACGGCCGGGGCAGCCGCAGCCUCCCCGGGAGUGGGGCAGGGGCUGGUCCAGGCCAACACUUGGGUGGUCCUUCAUGACCUGCAGCCAGGGGUGAGGUACCACAUCCAGGUGCGCAGCAAGCCUGAUGGCACCUCCAUGGAUGGCGUCUGGGGGCCCUGGUCACACGCAGUGUCCGCGGAGACACCCCGUUCCUCUGGAGACAUCGGGCUGCGCUGCAGCACCCCUGACCUGCGGCACGUGCGCUGCGAGUGGAGCAGGGACCCUGCAGAGCCCCACAGCUCCCACCAGCUCUUCUAUCGACCACCUCCAAGUGGGGCUGGCACGAGGGAAGAGACGUGGCAGCGGUGUGAGGAGGCAAGUGUGGGCAUCCAGGGCACCCAUGCCUGCACCUUCCAACCCAGAGCUGGCAGUGCCAUCUCCAUCCUGGUGAAUGUCACACAGCCCCAUGAACAAUCCACGCUCAGCUACUUCAAGGAGCCCUUCUGGCUCCACGAGGCCGUGCUCACAGAUGCCCCACAGCUGAUCCAGGCUUCAGUGUCCCAGGGCCAGCUGAGCCUGCAGUGGCUGCCACCCCUGGAGGCACUGGCAGAGCAGCUGCACUACCAAGUUCGCUAUGCUGUGGAGAACAGCCAGGACUGGAAGGUUCUGCAGAUCCCAAGGGCAGCCAGGAAAGAAGUGCUGGACUUACGGCCAGGUGCCCGCUACCAUGCCCAGGUGCGGGCCCAGCCCAGCGGGCCAUCGUACCAGGGCAGCUGGAGCGCCUGGUCCAAACCUGUUGUAGUUGACGCCAUGGCCGAUGCGGACUGGAUCAUCCCGAGUGUCACAGUGGUGCCGCUGGUCUUUACUGGGGUGCUCCUGGGGCUGCGCUGCACCUUCCCCUCGCUCUACAGCAAUGUGAAGCAGAAGCUGUGGCCACCUGUCCCUGACCUCCACCGUGCGCUGGGCAGCUUCUUCCAUGAGAGCAGCAAGCAUGGCCAGGCGUUCUACAAGCAGCCCCCGGAGGAGCCCGUGCUGCCCUGCCUGCUCGAGGUGCUGCCCGGCCCGCGGGGGGAGCCGCGCUCGCCGCCGGAGCUCGCUGCCAGCCGGCUGCCGGGCACCGACAUCGCCAACCAGUCCUAUCUGCUCCUCAGCGGCUGGGACCCGCGCGGGCCGCCCUCGGGGCCGAGCCCGACAUAAAGGAACCCCGCAGAGACCCGGCCUCCAGCUCUCCUUUC